Molecule: messenger RNA, 2806 nt
Organism: Glycine soja
Lineage: Eukaryota; Viridiplantae; Streptophyta; Magnoliopsida; Fabales; Fabaceae
Product: digalactosyldiacylglycerol synthase 1, chloroplastic-like
Exons: 7
Coding region: 75-2438 (787 amino acids)
Biological process (GO): galactolipid biosynthetic process
Cellular component (GO): chloroplast outer membrane
Molecular function (GO): digalactosyldiacylglycerol synthase activity
Source: RefSeq, a predicted model, not a curated record
CACAACACAUUGUUAUUCUUCUUCUUCCGCGUUGCACACACACUCUACGAAACACACGCCAGCGUUGUUUCGCCAUGGCGACGCAUCCGCAAACUCCAACCUCGUCGAACGCGUUCUCGUUCAUCUCCAAGGGCUGGCGCGAGGUUCGCGACUCGGCCGACGCGGAUCUCCGUCUGAUGCGGGACCGAGCGAACUCGUUCAAGGACCUAGCGACUUCGUUUGAUCGCGAGCUCGAGAACUUCUUCAAUUCCGCCACGCCGCCGUUCUCCGUGCCGGCGAUGCGCUCUCCGCCGCCCAAGGAGAUCGAGUUCGUCAAGAGUCUGCGCCCCAAGCUGUCGGAGAUUCGGCGCGCGUACUCGUCCCCCGACUUCAGUAAGAAGGUUCUGGAGAAGUGGCGCCCUAGGACGCAGAUUAGAAUAAACCUUUCCGCGAUUAAGAACGCGAUUGUGUCGGCGGAGGAGGUGGGGCAGGAGGAGGAGGAGGGGAUUGUGGAUUUUGAAAAGAGGAGAAGGAGGAGGUUGAGUUUCUGGGAGGAGUGGAAAAACGAUGGCGAGGGUGAAUCUAGGGAUUGGGAACCGAUUCGAGUCUUGAAGACGCGGUUCAAGGAGUUUGAGAAGCGUGGUUCGUCUUUUGAGGCGUUCAAGAACAGUGAAUUCGUCGAGAAAUUCAAGUCUAGCUUGAAAUCAAUGUGCAAGGAACCUCAGGAGUCAAAGGAAGUGCCGCCAUUGGAUGUAUCUGAACUUCUGGCCUACAUUGUAAAACAGUCUGGUCCAUUUUUGGACCAUCUUGGAGUGAAAAGAGACAUAUGUGACAAAAUAGUAGAAAGCUUGUAUAGCAAAUGCAAAAACCAUCAUCUAUUGCAUACCCUCUCUGGGGAAGAAUCUUCUGUUCUAGGGAAUGGAAACAUAAAUGAUGAAUUGGAUUUACGAAUAGCAAGUGUCCUUCAGAGCACAGGGCACCGGUAUGAAGGUGGAUUCUGGACAGACCAUGCAAAGCAUGUUCCAUUGGACAAUGAAAGACAUGUUGCAAUAGUCACAACUGCUAGUCUUCCUUGGAUGACAGGAACAGCUGUAAACCCACUAUUUCGAGCUGCAUAUUUAUCACAAUCUGCUAAGCAGAAAGUCACUCUGCUGGUUCCAUGGCUUUGUAAAUCAGAUCAAGAACUAGUUUAUCCCAGCAAUGUCACUUUUACUUCGCCAGAAGAACAGGAAGCUUAUAUACGUAGCUGGCUUGAGGAAAGGAUUGGUUUCAAGGCAGACUUCAAAAUUUCUUUUUAUCCCGGGAAGUUUUCGAAAGCAAGACGGAGUAUAAUACCUGCUGGAGAUACUUCUCAAUUUAUACCAUCCAGGGAUGCUGACAUUGCUAUCCUGGAAGAACCAGAACAUUUGAAUUGGUAUCAUCAUGGUAAGCGUUGGACGGACAAAUUCAACCAUGUUGUUGGUAUUGUCCACACAAAUUACUUAGAAUACAUCAAGAGGGAGAAAAAUGGGGCACUCCAAGCAUUCUUCGUGAAACACAUAAACAACUGGGUUACAAGAGCAUACUGCCACAAGGUUCUUCGUCUCUCAGCUGCUACUCAGGAUUUACCAAAGUCUGUAAUUUGCAAUGUUCAUGGUGUGAAUCCCAAAUUCUUGAAAAUUGGAGAAAAGAUUGCUGCAGAGAGGGAGCUAGGGCAGAAAGCCUUUACAAAAGGGGCGUAUUUCUUGGGAAAGAUGGUGUGGGCAAAGGGAUACAAGGAGUUGAUAGAUUUAUUAGCAAAGCACAAGGCUGACCUUGAUGGCUUCAAGUUGGAUGUAUUUGGAAAUGGAGAGGAUGCUAAUGAAGUACAGAGUGCAGCCAGAAGGUUGGAUUUGAAUCUCAACUUUCAGAAAGGAAGAGAUCAUGCAGACGAUUCUCUUCACAGGUACAAAGUCUUUAUAAAUCCCAGCAUUAGCGAUGUGCUAUGCACAGCUACAGCUGAGGCACUUGCCAUGGGCAAAUUUGUAGUUUGUGCUGAUCAUCCAUCAAAUGAGUUCUUCAGGUCAUUUCCCAACUGUUUGACUUACAGGACAUCCGAAGACUUUGUGACAAAAGUAAAAGAAGCUUUAGAAAAUGAGCCUUAUCCUCUAACACCUGAGCAAAGAUAUCAACUUUCUUGGGAGGCUGCUACUCAAAGAUUUAUGGAAUAUUCGGAGCUUGACGGAAUCCUGAACAAGGAAAAUAAUGGCGAAAAGUCAAGGGUAGAUAAGGGGAAGCUCAUUGCUAAGUCAGCAUCAAUGCCUAAUCUGACAGAACUAGUAGAUGGAGGCUUAGCAUUUGCUCACUAUUGUCUCACUGGGAAUGAAUUUCUGAGAUUAUGUACAGGAGCAAUACCUGGGACACGUGACUACGAUAAGCAGCACUGUAAAGACCUUCAUCUCUUGCCUCCACAGGUAGAAAAUCCUAUCUAUGGCUGGUGAAUGGAUUGACUAGUUUGAAUGUUUGAAGGAAAACUUGUCACACCAGAUUAUGACAAGCAGUACUGUAAAGCCAUCAUCUAAAUGCCUUUAGGUAGAAAAAUUUAUGGAUAGCUGGUGAAUAGAUUUAGUGGUUUGAGUUUGUAGUUUGUUUUACAGUUGCUUGUGUUAGGUGCCUGCUAAGUUUUCAAUCCUUAAAUUUUGUAGUUCUUUUUGUUUUUGUAAGUGAUGUAGUUCAAUAUUUACCAAAACACGUGUAGAAAGCUAAUGUCUAAUGUAAAGUAACUGAACGUUCUCCCACGUAACUUGUGAGAAUAAGCUGUAAUGAAUUUGCAUCGGUUUAACAUGAAAUAAAUUGUUCGGUUAUGAUA